Penicillium digitatum Pd1 is the source of this 1518-nucleotide messenger RNA. The record is from RefSeq and is a predicted model, not a curated record. NCBI's taxonomy places the organism in Eukaryota, Fungi, Ascomycota, Eurotiomycetes, Eurotiales, Aspergillaceae.
AUGGACAAUCGCAAUCUCCCGCAACCUCUGAUUCAACAACUUCAUGGGGACACCAACACUAUUGGGGAAAAUCGGCCCAAGCGAGCGGCUCAUAUCGAUGGCGCCCAAAUUGAGACGUGGCGAAUUUGCUUCAUUAUGGCAGGUCUGUGGACUUGCCUCUUUCUUUCCGCACUCGAGACCACGAUCGUUUCAACGGCUCUUCAGACAAUAUCAAGCGAUUUGCAGGAUCUGUCCAAGUCAACAUGGAUUGUUGUCGCCUACCUCCUCACCUACAAUGGUAGAUCAAAUCUCAUAAUCUUUCGUGCUCUACAGGGAAUUGGUGGCUCCGGUAUCUACUCGAUCGUCUUUGUCAUCAUUGGCAAAAUUGGGACUGUCGAGAAGAUGCCAAUCUACAUGGGAGGGAUGACAUCUGUCUUUGCUGUAGCGAGUCUCUUAGGUCCGAUUAUUGGGGGCGCAAUCGUUGACCAUACUACAUGGCGAUGGGUCUUCUUCCUGAACGGCCCUGGAGUUGUGAUUUCUCUGUUAAUUCUUGUCCCUGCAAUUCCGGAUCUAGGGGAGAAGUUCAUCGAGAAAGAGAAAUUGAGGCGCAUCGAUGUCAUCGGUGGCCUUCUGUCUCUCGCUUGGCCUAUUCUACUGAUCUUCGCACUAGAAGAGGGUGGGCAAGCAUACUCAUGGAAAAGCAGCGUAAUCAUUGGGACCCUCGUCGGCAGUGGAGUUGGCAUUAUUAUCUUCGGCAUCUAUGAACAUUGCGUUCAACAACAAGCUAAGCAAGAGCCAAUGCUUCCUAUCGGUCUUCUCAAGAUUCCGGCUCUAUGCCUUAAAAUCACGAUCAUGUUCACGAUGGGAGGUUGCUUCUAUGCGGCAAUAAUUCUUCUCCCCCAAAGAUUCCAGGCGGUCGAUGGAAUCUCUGCUGAGAGAGCGGGAAUUAAUCUCCUUCCUUUCACGAUCGUGUCGCCAGUCUUUUCGGGACUUUGCGGUGUUCUUCUUGCCAAAUAUCAGAAGAGUGCCGGGCUUGUGCUAUGUAUCGCGUCGGUUUUCACGGCUGUCGGGAUAGCCAUGCUCGGUACACUCUCGACCGAUACUUCUGGCCUGGAACCCAAAGUUUACGGGUUUGAGCUCAUCCUAGCUAUAGGUCUCGGCCUUAUGAUGCCACCCAUCUUUUUCUUUAUCAAAGUCGAAUACCACGAUUCAGACUUGGCUGCGAUUAUGGGUGCAAUCAACACUGCUCGCACGCUAGGUGGCUGUGUUGCCGUUGCCGUAUGCUCUGCCAUUCUUCACGCUGAUCUGAAAUCCCAUCUGGCAUCCUUCCUCUCCUCGAGUCAGAUUGAGGCUGUCCUGAGCUCAACAUCUGGCAGCUCAGCCUUGACCCCUCACGACAAGAUCAAGCUACAGCGGGUUUAUGGUACAAGUUAUAAUACCCAAUUUCGUGCCUUGUUGGCAUUUGCAGGGCUCAAUCUGCUCGCCACGGCGGUUCUGUUGUUUGAGCGACAUAGAACAGCUGGUCGGUCCAAGAACUGA